Molecule: messenger RNA, 2602 nt
Organism: Diospyros lotus (date-plum)
Lineage: Eukaryota; Viridiplantae; Streptophyta; Magnoliopsida; Ericales; Ebenaceae
Product: transmembrane 9 superfamily member 11-like
Exons: 1
Coding region: 386-2359 (657 amino acids)
Biological process (GO): protein localization to membrane
Cellular component (GO): membrane
Source: RefSeq, a predicted model, not a curated record
AUAAAAACCUUCCGUAGGAGAGUCUUCUCGUCGAUUCAUCUCACGCCUUCCCUCAAUUUUCGCAGAAAUCUCAUUAAUCAACAUGGGUUUUCUAUCCAUCUCUAUGAAGGUCAGUUAGAUCCGUGCACCGUUCCUUUUUCUCCAUACAAUCCCUUGUACGUUUUCUCUGUAAUUUUCUCUCUUUCUUGUUUGAAUUGCUUGAUAUAUGCAUUUGAUCUGAUCUGGGCGCUGGAAACCCUCGAAAUUUGGUCUCAUUUUCGUUACAUCUUCUCUGAAUCUAAAAACCCACAUUGAAACUGUACACAUUUCUUGUAAUUUCCCUCGUUCUCUGAUCUGGGUCUGGGCCAUCCAGAUCUUACGCGAAUUCACCAAAAGAUCUGUGAAAAUGGACUUAUUUGACAAAUUCAAGAGCUGGGUUUUGUAUCUCUGUUUGGCAUUUCAAUUGGGUCAUGGAUUUUAUCUGCCUGGUAGUUACCCUCACAAAUACGGCAUCGGCAAUGUCUUAUCUGUGAAAGUGAAUUCACUCACGUCAAUAGACACGGAGAUGCCCUUUAGCUAUUAUAGUUUGCCAUUCUGUAAGCCCCAGGAGGGUGUGAAGGAUAGUGCUGAAAAUCUGGGUGAGCUUCUCAUGGGUGAUAGGAUUGAGAAUUCGCCGUAUCGGUUUAAGAUGCACACCAAUCAGACAGAGGUUUUUCUCUGCAAGGCUGGUCCUUUGUCGGCUGAUGAGUUUAAUCUCUUGAAGAAGAGGAUUGAUGAGAUGUAUCAGGUCAAUUUGAUUCUCGACAAUCUGCCUGCGAUUCGUUAUACCAAGAAGGACGAUUAUUUUUUGCGGUGGACGGGGUACCCAGUUGGAAUUAAGGUUCAAGAUGUGUAUUAUAUGUUUAACCAUUUGAGGUUUCUGGUUCUGGUUCAUAAGUAUGAGGAGACCAACGUGGCCGGUGUGAUGGGUACCGGGGAUGCUGCGGAGGUCAUCCCGACAAUUGGGAAAUCUGGAUCUGAGGUGCCAGGUUUCAUGGUGGUUGGGUUUGAGGUAAUCCCUUGCAGUGUACAGCACAAUGUCGAAUCGUUGAAGAGCCUGAAAAUGUAUGAUAAGUACCCGUCUGCAAUUAAGUGUGAUCCUAGCACUGUGGCUAUGGCUGUUAAGGAAGGUGAGACAGUGGCCUUCACUUAUGAAGUUGCGUUUGUGGAGAGUGAUAUUAAGUGGCCAUCGAGAUGGGAUGCUUAUUUGAAAAUGGAAGGAGCAAAAGUACACUGGUUCUCUAUUCUCAAUUCUCUUAUGGUGAUUACUUUCUUGGCUGGAAUUGUCCUGGUGAUCUUCUUGAGGACAGUUAGGCGGGAUCUGACCCGUUAUGAGGAGCUAGACAAGGAGGCUCAAGCCCAGAUGAAUGAGGAGUUAUCAGGGUGGAAACUGGUUGUAGGUGAUGUAUUCCGUGCUCCAACCAAUCCUGCACUUCUGUGUGUAAUGGUUGGAGAUGGUGUUCAGAUUCUCGGGAUGGCUGUUGUGACUAUAUUGUUUGCCACACUUGGAUUCAUGUCUCCAGCUUCUCGUGGGGCACUGCUCACAGGUAUGCUAUUCUUCUACAUGAUUCUCGGCAUCGCAGCUGGGUAUGUUUCUGUUCGACUUUGGAGGACUAUUGGAUGUGGUGACCAAACAGGAUGGGUUUCAGUGUCUUGGAAGGCUGCCUGUUUCUUCCCUGGUAUUGCAUUUCUGAUUCUAAUGACUUUGAAUUUCCUUUUGUGGGGUAGUCACAGCACAGGAGCAAUUCCAUUCUCACUGUUUGUCAUUCUGAUUUUGCUCUGGUUCUGCAUCUCGGUUCCCCUUACCUUGGCCGGAGGGUACCUUGGGGCAAAGGCACCUCAUAUUGAAUACCCCGUUCGAACCAAUCAGAUCCCACGGGAAAUCCCGGCCCAAAAGUAUCCGUCUUGGCUUUUGGUUCUUGGAGCGGGUACCCUUCCAUUUGGUACGCUGUUCAUCGAGCUCUUCUUUAUCAUGUCGAGUAUUUGGAUGGGCCGCGUCUACUAUGUCUUCGGUUUUCUCUUCAUUGUGUUGGGUCUUCUUGUGGUCGUGUGCGCUGAGGUGUCUCUCGUUCUAACCUAUAUGCAUCUUUGUGUGGAGGACUGGAAAUGGUGGUGGAAGUCCUUCUUCGCUUCUGGUUCAGUUGCCAUAUACAUCUUUUUAUACUCCGUCAACUAUCUCAUAUUUGAUCUGAAGAGUUUGAGUGGACCGGUCUCAGCCACUCUAUACUUGGGGUAUUCACUUUUCAUGGUUCUAGCAGUUAUGCUGGCCACAGGCACUGUUGGCUUCAUUUCCUCAUUUUGGUUCGUGCAUUACUUGUUCUCCUCGGUGAAAUUGGAUUAGAAUCUGCUUCCCUUUCAAUGAAAUAUGCAGUUAAUGGAGGGUCAGCGGGCAAAGUUUUCAUAGAUGGAGCUUAUUUUUUCUGUGUUUUUUUACCUGUCUUGAGUUUGUUAUUUGUAGGGAAACUCUCGUUUAAACGAAUAACAAGAAUAAUAUAGCUCAGUUUUGCCUAAUUUUUGUGGUGGUGGUUGUAAUACUUGCUUGUAACCAUCGUUGCCUCUUACCAUGAACAAUCUUUUAGGCUGC